Rhipicephalus microplus (southern cattle tick) is the source of this 621-nucleotide messenger RNA. RefSeq names its product glutenin, low molecular weight subunit-like. The record is from RefSeq and is a predicted model, not a curated record. NCBI's taxonomy places the organism in Eukaryota, Metazoa, Arthropoda, Arachnida, Ixodida, Ixodidae.
AUGCAGGUGGUAGAGCCACAGCCUUCGGGGACAAAGCAGCAACUGUUGGUGUUCAGUCGACAAUCGGUGGUGCAGCCCCACGAGCCACCUAACCGCAAACCACCGACACAUCAAAUCUCAACAUCACGCCAGCAACAGCAACUACGUGAGCCCUUGCCUCUGGCAAGGCAGCAACAGAGGUUAGUUUUGCCUCAUGCACCGGUGAUGAAGCAGCGAAAAAAGCCUAACCACAAGCCACAUCAGCAAGAGCGGAUAUUAAUUCCCCUACCACCAGCCAUGCAGCAGAAGAAGACAUCGUUAUUGUCUCUACCACAGAGGAUUCAGCAACAGCAGCAGCCCAAAAACAAGCCACAGUCACUGCAAGACCCAACACCACAGCAGGAACUGCGGGUGAUAGUACCGCUGCUAUCAGUUACGCAGCAGCCGCAGAGGUUGGUAUUGCCCGAACCGCCAACAAUGCAACAGCAAAAACCACCUAACUACCAGACACCGUCUCAGAAAUACUUAACACAACAACAGCAGCAGCCGCGUGUGAUAGUGCCACUGCCAUCGGUCACACAGCAGCAGCAGAGGUUGGCGUUGCCCAAACCACAAAAUGAUGCAACAUCAAAAGCCGGUUAA